AUUGCAUAAAUUAUUUUUUUUUAAAUCGAAAGUAAUCUUUACCAUUUAACAGCGUCAUGACACAUGCAUUGUUGUAAAAUGUAUCGAAGUCAACGCCUAAACUAGUUUUUAAUUUACCAACGUCACGUGAAUGUAUUUAUUUAUCAUUAAUUGCAAAUAAACUCUUAACAUACUAACAUUUAUAAAACUCUAGGCAUCUCAGUGUUGAACAGCGACCCCAAGGAACCACUACUCGUCUCACCAUGCCAUCACUUACCUCCCAUGUUAUGACACUUCUGUUGGGUGUUGGGUGCCUCAUCGUUUUAGCCAGUGCCACGCUGAGGGGGCAAACUGUUACAACGAACACCUGUGUUUGCGUAACAGAAGAUGCACCUCUGUACAACAGAGGUACGUUGUAACAUGUUGAUACCACAUGACAUACAUGUCAUGAUCUCGUCCACUCGUUAAAUCUGUUUCUGCACCCUUCCUAUUUACAACCUAUCGACCUGGACUUAAUUUUUCUCUCUUUCUCCCCUCUUUACCUAUAUUAAAUUUCUUACCGAUUGUUUACGACAUUACUUUUGCUUUCCUCUCGGAUACAACAAUUCACCUAAUUUUUUUAAAACAUGUUUAAUUUAUGUUAAUCUUUGUUAGUUUGCUGAAGAAGGCGUUUAGCCGACACACUCGUCGUUUUGUUGCAUCUUCCCCCCCCCCCCCCCCAAGUUUUCCCAUUCCUUGUUUUACAUAUUUCCUACGCUAAAGAAACCACGUGACGUCAUUUGCUCAAAAUAUUUGUCUUACUGGAGAGUUCGUUCAUCACACGUUUAUGUGUGGCCAUUUUGUCAUCAACUUUGUGUAUGGCUCAGCCUCCUACUACUGGUUAUUGACAUCGUGUUCAGAAAUUAAAUGUUACAUUUUUAGCACUAUACACGGUAAUUUUUUUCUUUUUUUCAAAAUAAUUAAUAGCAUCUUUAAAAAAAUGUGUUGUUAAAUAAUUUCCUUGAUUAAUAAAAUAGUAUUGUAAAUUAAAAAUCUGCAUGCCUACAAAUGAUUGUUACAGUCAUUAUUAUUCCAAGGGUAAUAAUUAACCCGUAACCUGCGCUGAAUGUUUUUAAUUAUUCUUUUAGAGCCGAGGGCGAAUGAAAAGUUGAAAGGAGAUACGAUUCAAUUAUUAUCGUUCAUUCCGAUACGUAACUCGUUGUGGCUGAUUGAAAUAAAACUUAAAUAUAAUUGUACACUUAAGUGUUAUGUUGACUCAAUCUUCUGAUGCCUUAUGUAAAAUCUGCAACUGUGAUCAUUUUCAUUCGUGACAGCUGGCUACCAAAACUCCGUCAAACGGUACUUGGUACGUGGCAUAUGUGGAUUGGCCACAGGUGAGAACCUGUCGAUUUAUGGCGAGACGUGGUUCAGGAUUUCAACAAAUGGCGAGGUAGGUCAAAUUAUGUGAUUAUCAUAUGUUAAGCAUGUAAUCUUUUUUUCUUGUCUAUAUUUAUAUUUUAAUAUAUUCGCAUUUUUUAAAGAGAAAAAAUAAACAUAAGCCUUUCGGUAGACAAACACACACACAUACACACACAUAUAUAUAAAUAACGACAGUCGCCUCGGGUCAUAAUCUGUCGGUAGUUGAGCAUUUCCCAUACCUUGGAUCCCAUAUCUUUAGUUUAUUCUCCGCUGAAGAAGAGGUGAACAUCAGGAUCGCAAAAGCACCAGCAACUGUGUAAAUUGAGUAAGCGGGUGUGGAAUAAUCUUUUAAAAGUUGAAAGCAAAAAGACUAAGUGUCUAUCAGGUUUGUGUGCUUAGUACGCUCUCAUAUGGUAGUGAAGUUUGGACCACAUAUGUGAGUCAUGAGCGGAAACUCAACAGCUUCCAACAAAUAUCUCUGCGUCGCAGUUUGUGCAUUCCGUGGCAAGGCAAGGUGCCGAACACAGAGGUCUUCGAACGUGCCAAAUGUGUAGCAUGCUCUCCGUCCUUAUCAAGAGACACCUUCGCUUGCUGGGCCAUGUAAGGAGAUGGAGUAAAGUCGCGUUCCAGAGGAUCUGCUGUAUGGAGAGUUGGCAGAAAGGGCAAGACUUUUCGGACGGUCGCGGCUGUGAUUUAAGAAAGCACAUACUAAGUAAACUAUUGAGAAACCUAUAUCAAACAGUACUUGGCGAUAUUUCACUGUAAUAGCGUACGAGACAUUAACAGCCAUUGGUUGACUCCCAGUUCCAGAUAUAGCCAUAAGCUAAAUAGGCUACAGCUCAGGUCCUCGCAAUCUGCCAGCUAUAUGUAUUUAUAUUUUUCUUUGACCAGCUGAUGUAAUUUAAAAGUUUGGCUCCUCAUAAUGAACCAGUCAGAGCUAAGCCGAAGAGUGAAUUGGGUUACUCCUACAUCGAGCAUUCCAAGAACAAUCUAUUUUAAAUACAUUCAAGAGAUAUGGCUUAUGAAUUUUUUUUUACUAAAAAGCAAAUAAUUUUAUAUGAUAAAUAUUUCCAUGGCGUCAUCUCUUGUCAUUUACUCUAGUCAUAUGUUAACAAUUUCUUGUGAAAGGAUACUCUGAUGUUUGAGCUCUUAUAUGUUUUAGUUCAGAUGUGUUUGAGCUCUAUGUGUUUUAGCUCAUACUUAUAAAAUAUAUGUUUUGGUGUUGCGUUAAAAUUUGGCUGACCAUGAUUAACUCGAUUCAUAUUGUUUCAAUAACACCGUCACCAAUCAAUUUUGAAGUCUCUCAAAUUCAGUUCAUGAACAUUGACACAUCAUUUCUUUAACUCUCAACAGCUUAUGUGGUCAGCUGGACGUUACUUUACAAAAGCGCCCGAAGGCAGAACUCCCGGUAAGUAGAAAUGCAUGUAAUCAGGACGGAACAAAAAAAGAUCUUAAAAAAUUACAAUAUAAAUUUCCUUUUUAAAAAAUAAAUAAAUUAAUUGUUACUCAAUCACCAGUUGCGUUUUAAAAAACAAGAACAUAAAAGAAAACAACAGCUCUAUCUUAUGUCAGGCAUUGCUCAAUUUCAAUCUACAGAAAUGUAUUAAUAUUAUUUUAAUGUAAAAAAAUAAUACAUAUUAUUUUAAGUUUAAAAAACCAUGCAAACUAUGUAGACAAUUCGUAUGUUGAGCUGUCUGGUAUAGAUUUGUUUACGUGCAUACUAGCAGUACUUUUAACUUUUAUUUAACUUUUAAUUUUAAAAAAAAAAUUAUUUUCGGUCAUGUCUUUAGAAAAUAAACAUAUUCUCCAAAACGUUACAAGUCUCGUAACUAUGGCAAUUGUGUAACUGAAAUUCCCGAUAAAUAAAACUGUGGCCAUAAUUUGCAUAAUUUUCAUACAGGUUUUAAAAAACAGGUUGGGUCCAAUGUUCCCUCUAAGGGUUGUUGGUUCGUGUGCAAAAUCAUACAGUUGUGUGCAAAAUUUUAAAGCCCUUAACACAAACACACUUAUAUGGAAAUUUGCUGCGCGAGACUCAAAACUGCUGCGUGGCGUCUGCGAAAUAGCUGCGCGGCCGCGCAGCCACGCAGCUUAAAGGGAACAUUGGUUGGUUCUUGAGCAAUCUUCUACGAUUCUGUCCUGUCAGAAUAUGACAGGCGAUGUCUUUAAUCUCGCGACUCAGGCAAGCAGCGACAGCUUCUGCUUUUCUCGUUCAAGAUGGCGGUAGACCGGAGUUGCACAUAAAAAAUAUAUUUAAAAAAUUGUUGUUUGUAACAGUAACAGGUAACAAGCGGUGUCUACACUGGCAAACCAUAGGUCAAGGUCAUGAUGGGUUGCCGUUGGCUUCACGGAUAUUAGUCCAGACCUAAAGGCUUGGAUUAAGUGUAAUAUGGAAUCCUUCUUGAACUCUAACAAAAUUUAAUUUUAAUAUAUGUAUGAACAAUAAUUUAAUUUGUAUUUUUUUUCCCCCCAGAUGCCUGCAAACUGCCGUAAAGAGUUGUGAGGUGCAAUACCGUAAACAUUCUAAACUCAGUUAGAAAAAAAAACAACCAAAUAAUAAAAUUAAAAUAAUUACAUCAUUCCAAAAAUGUUUUACUGUUUUUCUCAAUAUGUUUGUGAUCUAUAUAAACUGGAAGGGAAGAAACAAAAUUUAAAUAAUACGCAGGUCUAUAACUAUUUAAAAGCCUUUACAUUACUUCGCGUUUGUUUGUAGCUAGCUGGAGGACACAACUUUCGGACGACUAAUUGACCCACUUCUCGUCAAACCGAUAGAGCUGAAACUUGGCACAUAGACUCAUUGCCGAUAACAACACAUUCUUUCAAAUUUGAAGACCCAACCCAAACCGCCAAAUAGAACUUUUUCCUGUUUUUCAAAAGAAACAUGAAAAAAAAUAGGAUUCUUUAAGAAAAACAACAAUAUCGCAAGUGCGUUUGGUGCGUAAUAUUUUCUUGUGUUUUUCUGAAACAGUUGGUGAAACAAAUCUGCGGUGUGAAAGCGGGUGUGUCAUUAGAAUUUAAUAUAGUUUCAAGGGUGUGAAAAAAUGUAUGCUUGCGAGCCUGGGGGGGGGGCAGUAAUUGUGAUUUUUAUUAAGUAUUACUUGCAGGAUUUCUUUCAGCUAUAUCUCCGGGGAGGGGGUGAGUUCCCCCGGGAAAAGCCAAGUGCCCCCCCCCCGAGGAAAAAUAUGUCCAACAAUAAACCCACUGGCACUGCCCCCCCCCCCCUUUUCCGAAAAUCUGAAGUGCUCCCCGGGGGAAAAUUUCUGAAAGAAACACUAAUUAUUUGUAUGCACUUUUGGUCAAAUUUUCAGCCCCAAUCCCCAUUGCUCGAUAUUAAAUUUUUAUAAAGGAUGUAUACUGUAAUCUUUGCUUUUAAGGACUGUUGAAUUAAAGAUUACUUUUUAAUUAAGCGAUAAAAUAAUGUUUAACGUAUGUCCAAUAGGGGAUUCACGGAAAUCUUCGUGUUUUCGCGAAGUUACGGCAAAGUGUGAGGUCACUUAACUUCCUGUUCUAUAAACAUUUAGACAAUGUUCGUUUUUUGUUUAUUUUCGGCCCUUCUAAUAGACACAAAUUCAAG
Lymnaea stagnalis (great pond snail) is the source of this 4948-nucleotide messenger RNA. Lineage: Eukaryota; Metazoa; Mollusca; Gastropoda; Lymnaeidae. The record is from the annotation of a GenBank genome assembly.